This is a messenger RNA of Glycine soja, 677 nucleotides long. RefSeq names its product keratin, type II cuticular Hb4-like. Bases 98 to 499 code for a protein of 133 amino acids. Lineage: Eukaryota; Viridiplantae; Streptophyta; Magnoliopsida; Fabales; Fabaceae. The transcript is spliced from 3 exons. The record is from RefSeq and is a predicted model, not a curated record.
AGUACAGUAUUCUAUUAAUUUCAUUUCACCUUUCUCUUCCUCUUUUCUCUUUUCCAUCCCAGAGACAGUGACAGAAAUAAAUUGAAAACAGAGAAAGAUGAACGGCGACGACGACAAGGGUUUGCUGUGGAAGCUCCCAGUGGUGAAGUCCGACCACUUUGGCAAGGUGGGCCCCGCCUUCGGCAUCGGUGCCGGCUGCGGCCUCGGUUUCGGCCUUGGCCUUCUCGGAGGAGUGGGUGUUGGCCCUGGAAUUCCUGGAUUCCAAGUUGGUUUUGGAUUUGGUGCUGGAUGUGGUGUUGGUUUAGGGUUUGGCUAUGGUGUGGGGAAAGGAAUUGCACAAGAUGACAACAAGAGAUACUCUAAUGUUGGAAAUCCUUUCCGUGGUUCUAGAAGCAUCAUUUCUGAGGAUGAUAUUACUGCACUUGUGGACGACCUUGUCAUUAAUACUAAAAAGCUUAUCAAGGCAACAUCAAAAGAAAUUGACAAGUGGAGAAGAUAAUUGAAGAGACCAUUUUAAGUACAGUUGUAUAAAGAAAAAGCUCUGUCAAUAUUUUCCAUUAUUUAUAUUAAAUCAAGGCAAACUCAGCUUAUUCAGACUCGUAACAGUAUACAUGAGAUACUAAAUUGUCAUGUUAAUACAUAGCGGGGGCUGUUAUUUGGCCUUAAUUGAAGUUCAA